UUUGGUGGUCGCCUUCAUCCUUCUCAGUCUCGUCGGCUACAUUAAAGAUCCAUCACGCUUUGGCAAGGAUUCGGAACCCAAAACUCCUCCUUUUCCACGCUGACUUUCCGUUGAAAGUACGGAGAGGAAAAUCUAAGCCAAACGCAUCCCUUCUACAAGUAGCUUUCGUCUCACUCUCCUUGCUCCUCCCAUCUCAUCUUCAGUCGAUGCCCACUGGGAUUCGAACAGUGCCACGAUCAUGGUUUCGAGUAAGGAGAAGCUGUGGAGCCGAGCUUGGAGAUGGGUAAAAACUAUUUUUUUCGUUGCCAACAUGCUCGCUUCCCUCUUCUUCGUCUGUGCUCCUCCGCUUCUCGUCGUCUUUCUGGAUCUUCUCAUCCCUUCCGCCCUCCUGGCCGCCGCGGCCGGCGGCUCAGGGGCCCCGAUGUUGUCUGUUCAGCUCAGAAGCUAUCGAUUUGGGGCUUCUUUCGUUGACUUGCCGUUGCUUUCUGCUGCAAGAUCGCUUCUUCUACUAUGUUUCUAUAUGUGUUGGAGUGGGAAGGGGCCGUAUUUAGGAUUGGCGACAGUAUUUGCUGUGGUGUCGGCGGGGUAUGUGAUGCUUAAAGCGGUCGCCAUGUUUGGAGCUGAAGCAGGAACCGGGAGACGCCAUAUAUUGUCGUUUGGGGAGAAGGAGGGGCGGCCGGCGGUGGAGGCUCUGUUCUUGAGCUCUUUUGCUUUGGCCAUGGCUCACCUGGUGGCGGCUUAUAGGACCAGUUGCAGGGAGAGACGAAAGCUGCUUGUUUACAAAAUCGACAUUGAGGCGGUGUCUGUUUACAAUAAUGACUUCAACUACCAUAAAAUUGCAUUAAGCUAGUAAAGAAUGAUGGUCUUAUGGAGAAGGAGACAGUUGUCAUCCUUAUCUGGAAUUUCAGUUUAAAGGCAUGGAGUUAUGAUCGAAAGAGCAAGAGAAUGGUUGAGAUUCUUCACAAUUAUUAUGCACAGCAAAGAAU
This is a messenger RNA of Dendrobium catenatum, 986 nucleotides long. RefSeq lists its product as uncharacterized. The record is from RefSeq and is a predicted model, not a curated record. The transcript has 4 exons. Lineage: Eukaryota; Viridiplantae; Streptophyta; Magnoliopsida; Asparagales; Orchidaceae. The coding region runs from base 239 to 850 and encodes 203 amino acids.